AGGAGAAUUCUGAUUGGCUCUGAAGACGGCAGAUGUUCACGCCUCUUACAUUCUUCUUACUUGAGUCAUAACUGCCGAGCUCGGUGCAGACGAAAUACACAGUUUCAUCGCUGCAACCCAGAAUGAAAACACUCAUUUUUCUCGUUGUCUUGGGAACAUACAACACAGCAGCAGAGCGACACACUAUGACAUACAUUGAGACUGCAGCCACUGGUUGGAAUGAAUCUCCUGAGUUAACUGAAGUCAUAUUUGUAAAUGGUCAGGAGUUUGUGCAUUAUAAGAGCAGCUUGAAGAAGAUGGUACCCAAGACUGAGUGGAUUGAGAAAACUGUAGAUCCUGAAUAUUGGGAAAGAGAGAGACAGAGAAACAUACACAAUGAGCAAGCGAUCAAAGCACACGUCGUCUGGCUAAUGGAGCGUUUGAAUCAGACUAGCGGUGUUCACAUUUUGCAGUGGAUGUACGGCUGUGAGUGGAACGAAGACACAGAAGAGGUGACUGGAUUUGAGAUACUUGGUUAUGAUGGAAGAGAUCAUGUUGCAUUUGACCUGAAGACAGAGACAUAUAUUGCUUCAGCACCUCAGGCUGUUAUAACCAAACAUAACUGGGACAGAGACAAAACUCGCAUAUUAUACAAGAAGUACUUCCUCACACAGGAGUGUGUUGACAAACUGAAGAACUUUGUGAACUCUGGGAGGAAAUCUCUGAUGAAAACAGUUCCUCCCUCAGUGUCUCUCCUCCAGAAGUCUCCCUCCUCCAUCAGCUGCCACGCUACAGGUUUCUAUCCUAACAGAGCCGAGAUGUUCUGGAAAAAAGAUGGAGUGGAGCUUCAUGAGGGUGUGCACAAAGGAGAGAUUCUCACCAACAAUGAUGAGACCUUCCAGAUGAGUGUUGAUCUGAAACUUUCAUCAGUCAAACCUGAAGACUGGGAGAGGCACGAAUGUGUGUUUCAGUUCAGUGGCGUCAACAAGGAGAUCGUCACCAAACUGGACAAAACAAAAAUCAAGACCAAUACAGGUCCUUCAGGGUUUCAUGUUGGUGGUGUUAUCGGAGGUCUUGCGGUUCUUCUCCUGGCCGUCUGUAUCGGAAUCUAUUUCAAGUUACGAGGAAAUGGUAACGAGAAGGAUGGGGAUUGA
Haplochromis burtoni (Burton's mouthbrooder) is the source of this 1133-nucleotide messenger RNA. RefSeq names its product class I histocompatibility antigen, F10 alpha chain. Gene Ontology annotation, cellular component: external side of plasma membrane. NCBI's taxonomy places the organism in Eukaryota, Metazoa, Chordata, Actinopteri, Cichliformes, Cichlidae. Gene Ontology annotation, biological process: immune response. The record is from RefSeq and is a predicted model, not a curated record.